CAUGAAGUUUUGCAUUGUGUUGUUCGCUCUAGUUGCUUUGGCUUUAGCCGAAGAAAAAUACACAACGAAAUGGGAUAACAUUGACUUGGACCAGAUAUUGAAAAACGACAGAUUGUUAAACAAAUACAUUGACUGUGUUUUAGACAGAGGUUCUUGCACUCCCGACGGCUCCGAACUCAAAAGAGUUUUACCUGAAGCUCUUGACAACGACUGCGCCAAAUGUAACGAAAAACAAAAGGAAGGUACCAAAAAGGUCAUCCACUAUUUAAUUCAACAUAAACGACAGGCAUGGAAUGAAUUGGAAGCUAAAUUUGACAAAAAUGGCGUCUACAGGAAGAGGCACGAAGCUGAUCUUAAAGCAGCAGGACUGUAGAGUAUUGUAACAUUGUACCGAUUACGGUUUUGUCACACUGAAUAAUAAAGAAUUUGAGCAUUAUAA
This is a messenger RNA of Aethina tumida (small hive beetle), 439 nucleotides long. RefSeq names its product ejaculatory bulb-specific protein 3-like. The record is from RefSeq and is a predicted model, not a curated record. Lineage: Eukaryota; Metazoa; Arthropoda; Insecta; Coleoptera; Nitidulidae. The transcript is spliced from 2 exons. Bases 2 to 373 code for a protein of 123 amino acids.